Molecule: messenger RNA, 2562 nt
Organism: Rasamsonia emersonii CBS 393.64
Lineage: Eukaryota; Fungi; Ascomycota; Eurotiomycetes; Eurotiales; Trichocomaceae
Product: HET-C domain protein HetC
Exons: 3
Coding region: 1-2562 (853 amino acids)
Source: RefSeq, a predicted model, not a curated record
AUGGGCAGGAUUAGAGGCUUCCCGCCGGCUCUUCUCAUCCUGCUGGUCUUGCUCGUUCUGCUCCCCACCAAAGCCCACGCCUUUGGUGCUGGAAACAUUGCCUCGAUUUCUGCCAUCGAAGGCAAGAACUGGCGCCAUGGCGACAUCGAAGACACCAUCAAGGCGCUCGCCUUUAUCAAAGGCCACAAGUGGACAUCGGCCAUGAUCAAGCGCGUCUACUUUGGAAACUGGUUACGAGACUACUCCCAAGCAAUGGAUGUCGGCACCUUGAAGAACCUGCCCGCAGACACCAUUCGCAUUCUGGUCUGGAUCCUUUCCUUUAUGAGUUUCGGCUACGCGACGGCCGAGUACGAAGUGACGUCCGAGAGACUCGGCGUUUACCGUCCAGAGGAGCACAUCGACAACCCAAAGGACUACGCGGAUAACCAAGAUGCGAGGCAAUAUGACCCCCGACUACGUCCGCCUGUUCGCCAGAUCGAGCUUGAGAUCGAUCCGCACACGGGCAUGAAAAACUACAUCGCCAACGAAAGAGGAGAUUGGGCUACAAGCGCUGCCUACGUCAGAUACAGCCUGUCUCGUAGCAUCCACUACGGAAGGAUGUAUACGAGCGGAGGAUCUCGAAGGGGCAAAGAGGAAGACCUCUGUGAGGCCCUGAGAUGUCUUGGUCAGGGCCUUCACACUUUGGAGGACUUUGCAGCGCACACCAAUUAUUGCGAGUUGGCUUUGCGGGAAAUGGGAUUCCACAACGUCUUUCCGCACACCGGAAGCGCGACUCAGAUGAACAUCCGCGGACGCCAUGUUUUCCCCCUUGUCACGGGAACGUUUGGCGUGGUUGAUUUCUUGCACUCCGUUCUUGGAGAAGCUUCGGAUCACUUCACUCAAUCCGAGCUCAACGAGAUGGACAUCACGCUGGGCAAUGCUCAGUCCAACUCUUCUUCUAGCCCGUUCAACGCCCUGACAGGUCUGCUGGGGAACAUUCCGGGCACGAAGGAUCUCGUAACUGAGGCUGAAGAACUCAAACGUCGCUCUGACGAACAGGAAUAUGCGAAUCGAAGCCGCCACGUGCGUACGGGAUACGCAUCUUCGAGAGGCUUUGACGGCCAAUCGAGCCGUAGAUUUGAGCAUGAACACAGUCGCGCCCCGGGUGGAUACUAUGAACAGAGUCGGGUCUCGACACAAACUGCACCUCCGCCUCCGCCUCCGGCUACUGGUGGUGGCGCUUCUGGUCCAGGAUUGCCGGGACUACCAGAUUUUGAUCCGCAGCAGACAAUUCAACAGAUAUAUCCCAUUCUCCAAUUCAGGGAUAAAGUUGUUAGGACGGUCUCGUCGAUCAUCGAGAAGAUUCCCGGUCUGGAGGACCUCGUUGAGAAAAUUACAGAGGCAGUGACAGUUUAUGUCUUUUCUCUCCUCGCCCCGUUUAUCCGCCCGAUCAUCAACGCUGCGUCUCAAGCCCUGCAGACUGGAUCUGCCGGUGUCAUCGACGCAUCCGGCAAGCACCAAUAUGAACCCUGGACCGAUCCCACCUGCACGGAUCCGACGCACUCGCUGCUCUCAAAGGAUCACUUUGCCAACGUCCUGAACGAGCCCGCCGGUCACGUCGCCGCUGCCAUUGUCAAGUAUGUUGUUCCUCGCGUCUUGUACGCGUGGCAGCAUAUCGACGUACCCGUGGAACGGGUGAUGGACGAUUGUGUUCAAGUUUUCCAUCACCCGGCCCUGAAGGACAUGAAUAACGAGGCUCACCGGACGAUGUUCGAGGCCAUUCAGAAUUGGGUGAAUUCGCGACCCGACCGAGGUGCCAAUUUGAACGACAUUCUGAGUGCCGAAGGUGUCCGGGAGGGACGGAACCUAAAGGACAAAGACGCUCAGCAUCAGGGAGGCGGACACUCUCACGGUGGUGGAGGCUUUCCUGCUAUCAGCGCGGCGAGUAGCUGUGGUUAUGGUUCUUCACAUCAGCAGCAUCAACAGACCCAAAAUCAGUCUUCAUCUUCCUCGAGUGGAGUAGCCUCUGCGUUGGAUGAGCUCGGCAAGCUUUCUAUCCCAGGGAUAUCCCAGCUGAGCAAAUUGUCCAGUCUAAUCAUAAACGAUGACGACAAGCCAAGCGAGCGAACUGAUUUCAAUCCAGGCUAUCACUCAGAGCAGCACUAUGAACCACCUCCUCAUCCUCCGCCAGGAGACAGCUAUGGAGGAUACUCUCACCAUGCGCCGCCGCAACCGCAGUACGAGUCUGGAUUCAACAUCCCCCCGCCUUCGGGAUACGAGAGAUAUCACCAGAACAGACCAAGUGAAGGGGGAUGGCGGGAAUACCAGCCUCCGGAGCAUGGUUCCCACACCUACGAUUACUAUCAGCAGCCUCAGUACGGCCAGAGUCAUCAUAGCCGUGGUAGUAGUCAUAGUCAUAGUCACCAUGAACAUAGUAGCCAUGAACACAGCCACAGCCAUAGCCAUGGCCAUGGCCAUGGCCAUGAACAUGGACAUGGACAUGGACACAGCCACGAACACAGCCAUCACCAUCACGAGCGCAGACACGAAUACGACCAGGGAUAUGGUGGCUAUUACAAUUGA